Molecule: messenger RNA, 1362 nt
Organism: Symbiodinium sp. CCMP2592
Lineage: Eukaryota; Dinophyceae; Suessiales; Symbiodiniaceae
Source: the annotation of a GenBank genome assembly
AUGGCGAACCGGUGGAACCGCAAUAGCUGGACUGAAGACGACCAGUUCCUCAAGAACUUCAGCGUGGGCUUCGACCAACCGUACUCGCACUCCAGCUUGCGCGGCGGUCGGGACCCGUACACUCGGACUGGAAGGCUGUCCAUCCCUGAUCUUCCCGAAGUGAAGCAGCGGCUUCACCGCAUCAUUGCGAAGAAGUUCACAGAAAUGCGCCCACUAUGCUGGGUAGAGAUGCACACGCCGUAUUACCCCUUCUACGAAGAUAUCGAUAUCAUUGGCACCAACUGCAAGGAAGACGACCCUCCCGAAAGCUUGCUGAUGAACUCGAAGGAGUUCUGGAACUUGCGUGCCGAGAUCUUGCAUCAGUUAUUCCCGGAGGUACGAUGUCUCGAGUUGACGCUUUACAAAGCUAGCGGCUGGAACGUCCAGAAAGGCAUCAACAAAGCCUCCUUCCAUACGGUGUGGAGUCAGCUCAUCGUGGACAAGGAGAGAGCCGAGACAGUCCGCAAGACGACGGUGUCGGAGUUCGAGCGCCUUUCCGUCAAUGGCCCGCUGAAGGAGCUGGCGAAGCGCCUCAAGCGGGUGAAUGAUUGCAACUCGUGGAACGCCAUCUUCGACGUCACAUCUGUAAAUGGAGGAUCGUGCAGGAUGCCCUUCAACGACAAGAUCGCCAAUGGAGAGCCGGAGGGCCGGCCGAUCUUACCUGUGGGCGUGUGGACGUUCACCUUCGACGACCGCCACGACGAGCCAUGGUUCCAGCAGGUUCAUGUUCCAGGAGACUUGCGGGCUGAAGAAUGGCUCGAGCGGGGCACCGUCCGAGUUCCUCCCGACAGGGCACUCACGCAGUUUCGCGCGCUGAAAAGCGGCUGGAAGACCGCACCGCCUGCGGAUAUGUGGAAGCCCUCGCCCUAUAGCAGUCAUCGGCAAAGGCAGAACAAAGGUGCGAAGAAGAUGAAAUCGCAGGCCGACAAGUGGGAGGCACAGCAGAGACGGAGGCGGCGCUAUUUCAAUGGCACACCUCAGAAGUUCAAGUGGUGGAUCGGGAACAGCACAUCCGAGUCCCUGUGCAGCUUCGCAGCAGAUUGGCUACUCGGGGACGAACAUGGUCUAGAAAGCACGCUGCUCCCCAAAGCGCAUCAGCGCACGGGCAAGAAGUGGUGUUGGUCUUCCAAACGCCUGAAAGGAGCCGUUGAAAUCUCCGAAGAAGGCGAAGUGUUCAUACAAGGCAACGAAGCCCAGCAGAAUGAGUUGCUCCAACUGGUGCGCCAAUUUACCGAGGAGUGGACCGGGCCUACCCCAAAGGCGACCAAGAAAGUGCUGCAGAACAUUCAGAACCGGAGGAACGCAGCUGCUGGACGGAGGUAG